Molecule: messenger RNA, 549 nt
Organism: Phytophthora sojae
Lineage: Eukaryota; Oomycota; Peronosporomycetes; Peronosporales; Peronosporaceae
Exons: 4
Coding region: 1-549 (182 amino acids)
Source: RefSeq, a predicted model, not a curated record
AUGACCAAUCAUACAGCUAAGAGGGAUAGUAUAUCUAUCAACACUAAUGCGAUCGUCGAGCACAACGCCAGCGGCAGCCGCACACAGGUCGCCGCCGGAAGUAGCGGCAGCAGUGCCGCCAGCGAUAUCGGCAGCAGGGUCUCGGACACGAUGGAGGUGACCGUGGCCUUGGAGGACGCGGUCAGGGGCGUCUCCGCCGACAUGGACACGGACACGGACGCGAUGGUGGCGGGGGACUCGGGCAGCAAGCAUAACGGCGGUCGCAGCGCCGUGGUCGUGGGUGCCUCCACCGGCGCGGAGGUUGGCAAGGAUGUGACCGGUGACCAGACAGCAGGUGCCAGCAGUACCGUCAGCGGCAUCAACAGCAUGACGUCCUUUGUAGAGAUCGUGUCCGUACGGGAGGAGAUCGGAGGCAACUUCGUCAGCACGGAGUCGGACGCAAUGGUAGCGGGCGACUCGGGCAGCGAGGGCAGCGGCCGUGGCAGCGCCGUCAGCAGCAUGACCUCAGAUGUGGUGGUGGCGAACGUGGCCGUGCUGGAUGUGGUCUGA